ACUGUUUCAUUACAUUAAUUCAUGUCCAUUCGUAUUUCGUGGGAAAAAAAAAAAAAUCUGACGAAUUUUCCAUUUUUAUUUGUGUUCAAAUUUAAAACACAAAGCUCAAUUUGAACUCGUUGAUAAGGGAGCGGGUGAUAGCCACCCCCCAAACCUAACCCCCGCUCUCUCUCUCUCUCUCUCUCAAUCCCUCUGUGUGGAAUUUGAAGUUGGAACCCUAAUUUCGAUUUCUUCCAACGCCGACUGGAUAGAAUAGAAGAGAGGGAGAGGAAGAUGAGUAGCCAAGUGGCGCCUUCCGGCCCGAGGAGGAACAGCCUGAGUCAGAAACAACGCGGUCCCUCCACCGCCAAGAAAUCAGUCUCCUCUGACAACGGAAACGUUUCCAAACCCUCUUCUCCUCCUGCCCCUCCAACGUCGGUUGGUGUGGAAAGGACGGUGAAGAAGCUUAGGUUGUCGAAAGCCCUCACGAUAUCCGAGGGCACCACCGUUUCCGACGCCUGUCGGAGGAUGGCUGCUCGUCGCGUCGACGCCGUUCUGUUAACUGAUGCAAAUGCGUUGCUUUCUGGAAUCCUUACUGAUAAGGACAUUGCCACUAGAGUUAUAGGGGAAGGUUUGAGACCGGAGCAGACUAUAGUUUCGAAAAUUAUGACACGCAAUCCUAUCUUUCUGACCUCAGAUUCGCUAGCCAUUGAAGCUCUCCAGAAGAUGGUUAAUGGCAAAUUCAGGCACCUUCCUGUUGUCGAAAAUGGUGAAGUUAUUGCCUUGUUGGAUAUCACAAAGUGUCUUUAUGAUGCUAUAUCUAGAAUGGAGAAGGCUGCCGAACACGGUAGUGCAAUUGCCGCUGCAGUUGAAGGGGUGGAACGCCAAUGGGGCAAUUUUUCUGCUCCAUAUGCUUUUAUAGAGACGUUGAGGGAUCGGAUGUUCAAGCCUUCUUUGUCGACUAUCAUUGCUGAAAAUAUCAAGGUUGCAGUUGUAUCUCCAUCAGAUCCUGUGUAUGUUGCUGCAAAAAGGAUGCGGGACUUGCGGGUAAAUUCGGUUGUUGUUAUGACGGGGAACAAACUUCAGGGGAUACUUACUUCAAAGGAUAUCCUUAUGCGAGUGGUUUCACAAAACCUCUCUCCUGAAUUGACUCUGGUGGAAAAGGUAAUGACGCUAAAUCCAGAAUGUGCAACAUUAGAUACAACAAUUCUUGAUGCUCUGCAUAUAAUGCAUGAUGGGAAGUUUCUACAUCUUCCUGUUUUGGACAGAGAUGGAUGUGUGGCUGCUUGCGUAGAUGUUCUGCAGAUAACUCAUGCAGCAAUCUCUAUGGCUGAAAAUGGUUCUGGAGCUGUUAAUGACAUGGCAAACACCAUGAUGCAAAAGUUCUGGGAUUCAGCACUUGCGUUAGAGCCACCUGAUGAUUUUGACACCCAUAGUGAAUUGUCUGGAUUUAUGGCUUCGGAUGGGACAGAAGGGAAGCUUAACUAUCCGUCUCUUGGUCUUGGAAAUUCAUUCACCUUCAAAUUUGAGGAUCGCAAGGGUCGUGUACAUCGGGUCAAUUCUGGCACUGAACAUUUGAACGAGCUUGUCUCUGCAGUCAUACAAAGGAUUGGUGCUAAUAAUGAUGGAGAUCGUCCUCAGCUUUUGUAUGAAGAUGAUGAUGGUGAUAGAGUUCUACUUGCAAAUGAUAGUGAUCUUGUUGCUGCUGUCAGCCAUUCUAGAUCGGCAGGACAGAAGGUUUUAAGGUUGCACCUAGAUUUUUCUGAUGCAAGCCAGUUGAGUAGACCAGAGUCAGCUACAUCUACUAUCCAGGGUGGAUCUGGGUUUGUGUCUCUUCAUUUAGGCAUUUUGGCAGGUGCACUCGUUUUGACAAGCGUCGGUGUGUUGGUAUACCUAAAGCGCUCUAACGUCUGAGGUUAGAUUCUAUGGAAGAUUACAUUACAUUCUAGGAUUAUAAACCUAACUGGGGGGGCUUUAUUCCAACAAUCGACGAUUGAUGAAAAAGUAAUGUUCUCUAAAUUAUGAAGGAGCAUUGCGAAUGUGGAAAAUGGAGCAGAUAAUGUUAUGUGAUGUAAUGAUACUGUGAAACAGAUCCUCUCUCUCUCUCUCUCCUCAUUUGGUCCAAGGUGGAAAACAAUGAGAAUUAAGUCGUUCUCAUGUCAUGUGCAGUAAGCUCGAUACU
Juglans microcarpa x Juglans regia is the source of this 2161-nucleotide messenger RNA. RefSeq names its product CBS domain-containing protein CBSCBSPB3-like. Gene Ontology annotation, molecular function: protein binding. Bases 274 to 1893 code for a protein of 539 amino acids. The record is from RefSeq and is a predicted model, not a curated record. NCBI's taxonomy places the organism in Eukaryota, Viridiplantae, Streptophyta, Magnoliopsida, Fagales, Juglandaceae. The transcript has 14 exons.